Messenger RNA from Glycine soja, 1142 nucleotides. RefSeq names its product thylakoid lumenal 16.5 kDa protein, chloroplastic-like. Lineage: Eukaryota; Viridiplantae; Streptophyta; Magnoliopsida; Fabales; Fabaceae. Gene Ontology annotation, biological process: photosystem II repair. The transcript is spliced from 5 exons. Bases 81 to 791 code for a protein of 236 amino acids. The record is from RefSeq and is a predicted model, not a curated record.
UUGCCGUGUCUUUGAAUUUUGCUGUCCAAAAAUACCAGCAAAAUAAGAAAAUAAAAUACAGAGAAAGAUUGGAAAGAGAAAUGGCAAAAAAUAUUCUCUCAACCUCAAACCCCAUCCUACUACCUAGUUCAUCACCAUCCUCAUCCUCAUCAUCAUUUGUAAAACCAAUACAUGUUUGCUCCAAUCCGAUAAUCAAAAGCACUUUGAAGAGGGAAUUAACUCUUUGCAAAGCAACACCACACUCUCCAAUUGUUGUGACAAAGAGAGGCUUGUCCAUCAGCUUCAUCACCAGCUUUGUGCUUUCAUUGGCUGGUAAGAAGAAUGCAAAUGCAGCAAUACUCGAGGCAGAUGAUGAUGAAGAACUCUUGGAGAAAGUAAAGCGUGACAGAAAGAAGAGACUUGAGAAGCAAGGUGUGAUCAGUUCUUCCAAACAAGAAACAGGGUAUCUUCAAGAUCUGGUGUACAAGCUAAGCGCAGUUGGUCAAGCACUUGAAAAGAAUGAUCUAUCUGCUGCUGGUUCUGUCCUUGGAGGAAGCACCGAUGCAGAUUGGGUCCAAAGAGCUAAUAUAGCAUUCAAUAAAGAAAUGACAAACUAUGUACCAAUCACUCUAUUAAUCAGUUCAGAAGAGAAGACUGAGGUGGACGCAUUCAAUUCCUCAUUAGCUUCACUAAUUUCAUCAGUUUCUAAGAAAGAUGUUGAGUCCUCCAAAAUUGCCUUUGUCUCUUCGGCCACUGCAUUUGAGAAGUGGACUUCUAUGACAGGCCUUGCUGCUCAGCUUAAGGGCCUUUGAGGGAAAACAAUGUACAAAAGAUAUCAUUUCAUUUCAUCAUUUUGUGAUCAAUAUAGAGAAAUCCACUAAUUUUCCUACCCAUGUCACCUAAUUGUUGUCUUGGAAGCAGUCUCUUCACAGCAUUAUCUAGUACUACUUCAUAACGAUCAAUAAGCUCAUUCUUUGUUAACAAAGCUUGGGUUAAGAGUAGUGCCACUGAAAUUUGUAAUUUUGAUGUCAUUAUUUAAUGGCAUGUUCUGUUAUGUUGGCUCAUCUACCUUGACAAAUAAAGAACUUUUUAAGUUAUUGUAGUAGGGUGAUCUCUAUAUAUAUUAAAUCUGUUUAGCAGGGAAUUACCUGGCCUAUUUUUUA